Messenger RNA from Sorex araneus (European shrew), 3521 nucleotides. It is a transcript of the gene RFT1, whose product is annotated as RFT1 homolog. Gene Ontology annotation, cellular component: endoplasmic reticulum membrane. The record is from RefSeq and is a predicted model, not a curated record. Gene Ontology annotation, biological process: glycolipid translocation; dolichol-linked oligosaccharide biosynthetic process. The coding region runs from base 53 to 1675 and encodes 540 amino acids. Lineage: Eukaryota; Metazoa; Chordata; Mammalia; Eulipotyphla; Soricidae. The transcript is spliced from 13 exons.
GGCCCCGGCGCGCGGCCGCGUUUCCUGGUGACGGAGCGCAGGCGCCGAGGCGAUGCGGGGCCAGGAGGUGCUGGGCCAGGCGGCCCGGCUGGCCUCCUCGGGGCUGCUCCUGCAGGUAUUGUUUCGAUUGAUUACCUUUGUCUUGAAUGCGUUUAUACUUCGCUUCCUGUCAAAGGAAAUUGUUGGCAUAGUGAACGUGAGGCUGACGCUGCUUUACUCGACGACUGUCUUCCUGGCCCGAGAGGCCUUCCGGAGGGCGUGUCUGAGUGGGGGCGCCCAGCGAGACUGGAGGCGGACCCUCAACCUCCUGUGGCUGACAGUCCCUCUGGGUGUGUUUUGGUCCUUGUUCCUGGGCUGGGUCUGGCUACAUUUGCUUGAAGUACCUGACCCGAAUACCGUACCCCACUAUGGAACUGGAGUGGUGGUCUUUGGUCUUUCAGCGGUGGUGGAACUUCUGGGAGAGCCCCUCUGGGUCUUGGCCCAAGCACAUAUGUUUGUCAAGCUCAAGGUGGUUGCCGACAGCCUGUCCGUCAUCCUCAGGAGCGUCCUGACUGCUCUUCUUGUGCUGUGGCUGCCCCACUGGGGACUGCACAUUUUCUCUCUGGCCCAGCUUUUCUACACUGUGGUUCUGGUGCUGUGCUACGUUCUCUAUUUCACAAAGUUAUUGGGCUCCCCAGAAUCAAGCAGACAAACUCUUCCAGUCGCCACCGUGACAGCCCUGUUACCCAGCAUUACGAGGAGUGGAGCAUUUAUAAACUGGACAGAGGCUAAAUUGACGUGGAGUUUUUUCAAACAAUCUUUCCUGAAACAGAUUUUGACCGAAGGUGAGCGAUACGUGAUGACAUUUUUGAAUGUGUUAAAUUUUGGCGACCAGGGUGUAUAUGACAUAGUGAAUAAUCUUGGUUCCCUGAUGCCCAGAAUAGUUUUCCAGCCGAUAGAAGAAAGUUUUUAUAUAUUCUUCGCCAAAGUGCUGGAGAGAGAAAAGAAGGCCACGCAACAGAAGCAGGAGGACGUUGCUGUGGCUGCCGUGGUUUUGGAGUCCCUGCUCAAAUUGGCCCUCCUGACUGGCCUGACCAUCACUGUGUUUGGUUUUGCCUAUUCUCAGCUGGCUCUGGAUAUCUACGGAGGGACCAUGCUGAGCUCGGGAUCAGGUCCUGUUUUGCUGCGUACCUACAGUCUCUAUGUCCUGCUGCUUGCCGUCAAUGGAGUGACCGAGUGCUUUACGUUUGCUGCCAUGAGCAAAGAGGAGGUUGACAGGUACAAUGGCACCAUGCUGGCCCUGUCGUGUUCGUUCCUGGUGGCGGCCUACUUCCUGACCCACUGGUUUGGCAGCGUGGGCUUCAUCUUGGCCAACUGCUUUAACAUGGGCAUUCGGAUCACACAGAGCCUCAACUUUAUCUACCUCUACUUCCGCAAGAGCCCCCACAGGCCUCUGGCCAGCCUGCGCCUGUCGCCAGCCCUGCUCGGGGUCUUCGUCCUCAGUGGUGGGAUCACCCAAGUUUCAGAGGUGUACCUCUGCUGUGAGCGCGGCUGGCUGGCCCGGCUGGCACACAUCGCCGUGGGGACUUUGUGUUUGGCAGCUACUCUGGGGACAGUCUUCCUUACGGAGACCAAACUGAUUCACUUUCUUAGGACUCAGUUAGGGGCGUCCAGACUCUCCAGUAAGUGGACAUGACUUCCUGUGGCACCAGACCAACUGCAGGCCGUUGGUGGGUGGACUGUGCUUCCCAUGAGGAGACUGCUGGGGGUCUACAGCGGCAUGAGACCAACUGGGGGUGUGCCAGGGGAGGGGCGAGCACUGUCGCCCAUGAGAAGUGUCCAACGCAGAGGAUUUGCAUUUCUAAGGAAGUACCAAGAAGGCCUUUCAGAAUAGACACAACUGGUUGGUUUUUUUUUGUUUUGUUUUUUGUUUUGUUUUGUUUUUGCUUUUUGGGUCACACCCGGCGAUGCACAGGGGUUACUCCUGGCUCUGCACUCAGGAAUUACUCCUGGUGGUACUCGGGGGACCAUAUGGGAUGCUGGGAAUCGAACCCGGGUCAGCCACGUGCAAGGCAAACGCUGUACCCGAUGUGCUGUCGCUCCAGCCCCUGGUUGGGUUUUCUUUUUUGUUGUGUUGUUGUUUUCACCAUUUUGUCUUACAAGCUUUCUGUUCAUUCCUUUGGAUAUGACUGCUGUUAGAAUCUACAGACUCUAGCAAAACUAUGUUAAUAUUCAUCUGGCUCAGAAUAAGAGGUGGAGCAUUUCUGUCUCAGAACAGUUUGUUGAUGGAGAGGCCUGAUGGGAGUUAGGCAGCAAACAAGAACAAAUGGAGUUGUGGUUUCCCCCCUGUCAACACUGUGGUCUGGGUUUUUAGGGAAGGAAAAAUAAUACUCAGUGAGAAAUCUGAGAGAUGCAAACGUGAAGUCUGUCAGAUUACAUUUCCCAGAGUUGGGGGUGGUCAGGCCUCAUCUCCACGGUCCUGUCCCUGGGCCAGCACACGCCUCCCCAGAGUAGGUGAAAGCCACAUGCAAGAGGCCCAGGUUUGAUUCCUAGCACUGCUCAGAGUGAUAUACCAAGUACUGAGCCCCUGAGCACUGCCAGGUGUGGCUCAAAAGAGCACAUGCAAGUGAAGGGCCAGAGAGGUCAUGCAGGGUUAAGAUGCUUGCCUUGCGUGCAGCUGCCCCUGGUUCAAAUCCCCAGCGCCACAUAUGGUCCCCUGGACACUGGGUCUCUUCUGAGCACAGAGCCAGGAGCAGCCUCUGGGCACCAUUGGGUAUGGCCCAACCCCUUUCCCCCAUUGCCCCCCGAGAAAAAAGACCUCAGAGCAGCCCUGAGCACUGCAGGUGUGGCCCUGGAGUCCCCUGCCAGAGCUGAGCGUAAGUACCCUGGCCUGCACUUCCCUGAGAAGGCGCAGGGACAGCAAGCAGGCACAGGAAAGCGUUCACUGUGACUUGUUACCAGAGAAGUGCAAGUCAGAAUGACAGCGAGAUACCGUCUCACACCGGUGAAAGUGGCACCUCGCCCAGUGCUGCCGGGUGCGGUGAGAAGAGCCCUCAUCCACCAUUGACGGGGAUGUUGUCUGGUUUAGUGUCUGUGCAGAUCAGUCGGGGACCGUCUGUGAGGCAGUCCUGCUGAGGAGGGGACCUUUCUGUGGGAGGUGUCCUGCCUUUCCCCUUUCUUUUCUUUUGUAAAUAAAACUAUCUUCUGAGGGUUUUUUUUUUGGGGGGGGGGCGGUGUGGAGGGAUUGCAGGAAACUGAGCUUCCAUUAGACCCAGUGACUCCACUCCUUGAAAAAAUCUCAGGAACACACAAAAACAGUAAUUUAAAAGGAUAUAUAUGUAUACACAAUGCAAUACAAUGCAACAUGAGAAAAGAUGAAAUCUUAGCAGCUCACUGCACUGAGGAUGGAACCAGAAGGUAUCCUGUUGAUCUAGAUAAGCCAGAGGGAGAAGGACAAAUACCAGGUGACCGCCCCCAUCUGUGGUAUACAGAGAAACAGAACAAGGGAAUUGAUAUUAUUUGAAGGAGGGCAAACCCUUGCA